CGGCAGCGGGGUCGGGAACGGCACCGGCACCGGGCGCGCCAGUGGAGCCAAGAGGCUGGAAUUAGGAAGGCAGAGGAUGGAAUGCACAAUGGCUGAUCCACACCUGGUGAGGCAGAAGCAGCAGAGGCUGCAGAGGCAGCUGGCAGCGGUGGCGGCGCGGCAGCAGCUGGCCCUGCGCCGGAACCGGGCGCUGCGCCGCGAGUUCCUGCAGCUGGAGGCUGACAUGGAAACCACGGGCUGGCGCAGCAUCCGCAAGAUGGAAUGGUACGGAAGGGAAAUUAGAAGCCUGUUAUCCCUCCAAGAGGGCAGCUUGUCAGCAGGAGGUGACGAGGAGGAAGGCUCCAGCGAGCAGGUGCUGCAGGCUGGAGGACAGGCAGGAAUUGGCACCAGUACAGCGUUGCCAGGAGAACUGGGCCGUCCAGGAGCAGAACUGGGCCGUCCAGGAGCAGAACUGGGCCGUCCAGGAGCAGAACUGGGCCAUCCAACAGCAGAACUGGGCCGUCCAGCAGCAGCUGCCUCAGCCCCAGGAGGUUUGGGCUCACAGCAGGAGCCCCCUCUGCGCUCCCCGUCCCCAGAGUUGCUCAGUCCCGACACCGGGAGCACUGCUGGAGAGAGUGAGGAGGAGCACGGGGACCUGGCCGCCAGUGAGGAAGGCUCUGAGCAGCUCACCUCAGCUUCCUCAGGUGCCAAAGCAGCCCCCCUGAGGCCAGGCCAGCGGCAGGGAAGCGUUCCAGGGGUAGAGCCCAGCCUGAGCAGCUGGUGGGCUCACAGGGAAGGGAGCAGAGCCAAGCUCCCACUCCCGGCCGCUGCUGAGCAGGAGACCAGGCCGAGCGUCCCCGGCACACGGCAGGAGCAGGGCAGGGAUGCCCGGGCUCCGGAGGGCUCCCUGCUGCCCCCAGCCAGCCCUCCCACGGCCCAGGAGGAGCCCUUGGACAUCUCAGCACCACACAGCCCCGAGCUCCCGCGGCUCUGCCGAGCGCUGCAGCUCCUGGAGCGGCUGGUGGAGAGGACGAGCCCCCGGCACCGGGCGCUGUACCAGGGCCAGCCCUCGGGGACAGCGGAGCCGCCCAGUGCUGGGGCCGGGGGGCCGGCUCAGGAUGACCCGGAGGCGAUGGAGGCCGUGGUGCUGCGGCAGCUCCGGGCCGUGGCUCGGCACACGCGGAGCGGGAGCGUCCCAGCGGAGAGCGGCGGCGCAGGGCAGGAGGAGCACACCAGGGACACGGAGGCGCUGCGGGCUCUCCUGAGCCACCAUGGCUCGUUCCUGAAGCAGCACCACGUUCAGCUCCCGGAGGCGGUGGCGGAGAUGUUUGAGCAGCUGCUGGCAUCGGGAGAGGAGGAGCAGGACGGCCAGGCUGUGCCGGUGCUGAGAGGGGCCCUUCCAGGAGAGCGUGGGGAUGGGUCGCCUGUCCAGAGCGACGAAUCCUCUCUCGGCCUGCCAGCGAUCCCCACCAACGGCGGGGAAGGAAAGCAGGGGGAACUGGCACGGAGAGAACCAGGUGGGGAUCGCGGCCACGACAGGCCCGAAGGAAGCGACAGCCUGGGACAUUGGGACAGCAGCUCCUCGUUGGAUGGAAGCGCUCCUCCCUUCUCCAGGACUGAACUGCGGAAGGAAAGAGUAACUGCCAUAAAAUCCAAAGCGUUCUGGGGCGAAUCUGACGACAGCAGCUCCGAGCUCGAGGCUGCUCUGCGCCCACAGACCCACGGCGCAGAUUCAGACGACUUCGAUGACUUCUAUGACUGAGAUUCUCCCACCGGCUUCUGGGAGGGAAGGAACAAACUGUAUUUUCUUUUACGCAGUGAGUGUGCCGCGGGCCGAAGCGCUGCUCGUCACUUUAUUGGCAAA
Messenger RNA from Pseudopodoces humilis (Tibetan ground-tit), 1843 nucleotides. The record is from RefSeq and is a predicted model, not a curated record. NCBI's taxonomy places the organism in Eukaryota, Metazoa, Chordata, Aves, Passeriformes, Paridae.